Messenger RNA from Rattus norvegicus (Norway rat), 6650 nucleotides. Lineage: Eukaryota; Metazoa; Chordata; Mammalia; Rodentia; Muridae. The record is from RefSeq and is a predicted model, not a curated record.
GCCCUUCCUGUCCUUUCUCUCCCACACUGCCAGGAGCUCUGAACCUGUCUCCCUACUUGGAUCUUUCAGGGUGCCCUGGGUGGAGUCAAUAGGGUCGCUAUACUCUGAUCCUGAUAAGGCUGAAGGAGCUGCUGACCUGGGAUGUCCGUGUUCCGGCUGGGUGACCAUGUGUGGCUGGACCCUCCCUCCAGCAACAAGACUGGUGUGGCCAUUGGAGGCAUUGUCAAAGAAACAAAACUGGGGAAGACCUUGAUUGAGGAUGACGAGGGCAAGGAACACUGGAUCUCUGCUGAAGACCUCAGCACCCUCAGGCCUAUGCACCCCAACUCGGCCCAAGGAGUGGAUGACAUGAUUCGCCUGGGGGACCUGAAUGAGGCCGGUGUGGUACACAACCUCCUGAUCCGAUACCAGCAGCACAAGAUCUAUACCUACACGGGUUCCAUCCUGGUGGCGGUGAACCCAUUCCAGAUGCUGCCCCUGUACACCCUGGAGCAGGUACAAAUCUACUACAGCCGCCACAUGGGCGAGCUGCCUCCCCAUGUCUUUGCCAUUGCCAACAGCUGCUACUUCAACAUGAAGAAGAACAAGAGGGACCAGUGUUGCAUCAUCAGUGGUGAGUCUGGCGCUGGGAAGACCGAGACCACCAAGCUCAUCCUUCAGUUCCUGGCCACAGUCAGCGGCCAGCACUCGUGGAUCGAGCAGCAGGUCCUGGAGGCCAACCCCAUCCUGGAAGCCUUUGGCAAUGCCAAGACCAUCCGCAAUGACAACUCCAGCCGCUUUGGGAAGUACAUCGACAUCCACUUCAACUCUAGCGGGGUGAUCGAGGGGGCAAGCAUUGAGCACUUCCUACUGGAAAAGUCGAGGGUCUGCCGGCAGGCUGCGGAGGAACGGAACUACCAUAUUUUCUACUGCAUGCUGAUGGGGAUGAGCCUGGAAGAGAAGAACAUGCUGGGUCUGGGCAUGCCCUCUGAGUACCACUACCUGACCAUGGGAAACUGCACCUCCUAUGAGGGGCUCAGUGAUGCCAAGGACUACGCACACGUUCGCUCGGCCAUGAAGAUCCUCCAGUUCUCGGACUCGGAGAACUGGGACAUCAGCAAGCUGCUGGCAGCCAUCCUCCACCUGGGGAAUGUGGGGUUUAUGGCUGCCGUCUUUGAGAACCUGGAUUCCUCUGAUGUGAUGGAAACUCCGGCCUUCCCCUUUGCAAUGAAGUUGCUAGAGGUACAGCACCAGGCUCUCCGAGACUGUUUGAUCAAACACACAAUCCCUAUCCUUGGAGAGUUUGUCUCCAGGCCCUUGAACAUCGCGCAGGCUGCAGACCGGAGAGAUGCCUUUGUCAAGGGCAUCUACGGGCACCUCUUCCUGUGGAUCGUCAAGAAGAUCAAUGCUGCGAUCUUCACUCCCCAAGCCCAGGAUCCCCAAAAUGUGCGGAGGGCCAUCGGUCUCCUGGACAUAUUUGGCUUUGAAAACUUUCAAAACAACAGCUUCGAGCAACUCUGCAUCAAUUUCGCCAACGAGCACCUUCAGCAAUUCUUCGUGAAGCACGUGUUCACCAUGGAGCAGGAGGAGUACCUGUCUGAGAACAUCACUUGGAACUACAUCCACUACACGGACAACCAGCCCAUCCUAGACAUGCUGGCCCUCAAGCCCAUGAGCAUCAUCUCUCUCCUGGAUGAGGAGAGCCGCUUCCCACAGGGGACAGAUGUCACUAUGCUGCAGAAACUGAACAGCAUCCAUGCCAACAACAAGUCCUUCCUGAGACCCAAGAGCAUCCAUGACACCCGAUUUGGGAUCGCACACUUUGCGGGCGAUGUAUACUACCAGGCAGAAGGCUUUCUGGAGAAGAAUCGAGAUGUGCUGAGCACUGACAUCCUCAUCCUGAUUCACUCCUCAAAAAACAAGUUCCUGAAGGAGAUAUUUAACCUGGACUUACCACAGACAAAGCUGGGGCACGGCACCAUCUGCCAGGUGAAGACGAAGACAGGAGGCCAGAUCUUCAAGCCAUCAGACUCCACCAAGCGCUCCGUCACCCUCUCGAGCCAGUUCAAGCAGUCUCUGGAGCAGCUGAUGAAAAUCCUGACCAAUUGCCAGCCCUACUUUGUCCGCUGCAUCAAACCCAAUGAGUACAAGAAACCACUGCUGUUUGACCGAGAGCUGUGCAUUCAGCAGCUGCGUUAUUCCGGCAUGAUGGAGACCGUGCACAUCCGCAAGUCAGGCUUUCCCAUCCGCUACACAUUCGACGAGUUCUCACAGAGGUUCCGCGUGCUGCUGCCUAGUCCGGAACGUGUGCAGUUUCAAAACAAGCACCGCCAGAUGACCUCGCGCAUUGCUGACCUGUGCCUGGGGACGGACAAAGAGUGGAAAAUGGGAAAGACCAAAAUCUUCCUGAAGGAUCAUCAGGACACAAUGCUGGAGAUCCAGAGGAGCCAGGCCCUGGAUGGAGCAGCGAUCCGAAUCCAGAGAGUCCUUCGGGGACACAAAUACAGGAAGGAGUUCCUGAGGCAGAAACGGGCGGCUGUGACCCUCCAAGCAGUGUGGCGAGGCCAUAACCAAAGAAAGAAUUUCAAGCUGAUCCUCAUGGGUUUUGAACGGCUGCAAGCCAUUGCCCGGAGCCACCUGCUGAUGAGGCAGUUCCAGACCAUGCGACAGAAGAUAGUGCAGCUGCAGGCCCGCUGCAGGGGCUACCUGGUGCGACAGCAAGUGCAGGCCAAGAGGAGAGCAGUGGUGAUCAUUCAAGCCCAUGCCAGAGGCAUGGUGGCCCGGAAGAGCUACUGGCAACAGAAAAGCAGUGGACCUCCAGUCAUCCUGGCUAAGGAGCCAAAGGGCCAAGGUGUGGCCCUUGACAGGAAGCGUAAGUCCAUCUAUGACACCGUCACUGACACAGCAAUGGUGGAGAAAGUGUUUGGCUUCCUCCCAGCUAUGAUUGGAGGUCAGGAGGGUCCAGCCCCAACACGCUUUGAGGAUUUGGAAGUAAAGACCCAGAAACUUCAUGAGGUUGAUCUGGACACAGUGCCCAUGACGGAGAUGCCAGGAGAGGAUGUGGAUGGUCUGGCUGAGUAUACCUUCCCCAAGUUUGCUGUAACUUACUUCCAGAAAUCAGCCAGUCACACCCACAUCCAGAAGCCCCUUCGAUACCCACUCCUCUACCAUGAAAAUGACACUGACCACUCGGCAGCUCUGGCUGUUUGGAUCAUCAUCCUGAGGUUCAUGGGUGACCUUCCAGAACCACAGGCCUAUGGCAGGAGCAGCCUGACUGGCAGCUCAGUUAUGCGGCAGAUCCAUGACAGGCUGGACAAGGACAGUGUCACUCAGGGUCCACAGCACAACAGAUCCACACAGGUGGCCAGCCAGCAGAACAUUGGUGAAGAGGUGUUCAAGUUUGAUGGCCCUAUCUCAGACAGACCCAUGAGUAACUUGGAGAAGGUGCACUUCAUUGUGGGCUACGCCAUCAUGCGUCCUGGACUCAGAGAUGAAAUCUACUGCCAGAUCUGCAAGCAGCUCUCCGAGAACUACAAAACAAGUAGCCGGGCUCGGGGCUGGAUCCUGCUCAGCCUCUGUCUGGGCUGCUUCCCACCCUCAGAGAGGUUCAUGAAGUAUCUGCUGAACUUCAUUAGUCAAGGGCCAGCCAGCUAUGGGCCCUUCUGUGCCGAACGCCUGCAACGCACCUUUGCCAAUGGGGUGCGUGCAGAACCUCCCACCUGGCUGGAGCUGCAGGCUGUCAAGUCCAAGAAGCACAUCCCGAUCCAGGUCAUCCUGGCAACCGGAAGGAGCCUGACCAUCUCCGUGGAUUCUGCCUCCACAUCUCGAGAAAUCUGCCAGCAAAUUGCUCAGAAACAGGGCCUCAGGGACAAGCUGGGCUUCUCCCUCCAGGUCGCUGUAUAUGACAAGUUCUGGUCCUUGGGCAACAGCUGUGACCAUGUGAUGGAUGCUGUGGCCCAGUGUGAGCAACUGGCCUGGGAGAGGGGAGAGAGCCAGCGCCAGGCCCCCUGGCGCAUCUACUUCCGGAAGGAGUUCUUCACCCCGUGGCAUGACUCCCGAGAGGACCCCGUGAGCACUGAGCUCAUUUACCACCAAGUCCUCCGGGGAGUGUGGUCUGGCGAGUAUAACUUUGAGAAGGAAGAGGACCUGGUAGAGCUGCUAGCCCGGCACUGCUAUGUGCAGCUUGGGGCCACAGUGAAGAGUAAUGCUGUCCAGGAGCUGCUACCCAGCUGUGUUCCUUCCAAGCUGUACCGCACCAAGUCUCCAGAGAAGUGGGCUAGCCUUGUCAUCGCUGCCCAUGCCAAGGCCCCGUAUACCCAGUCGAAAGCCACACCAUUGGAGGUGAAGGAGCAGACAGUGGAGGCUGCCCGUCUUCUGUGGCCACUGCUCUUCUCCCGGCUAUUUGAAGUCACCACACUCUCCGGCCCCCGCCUUCCCAAGACGCAGCUGAUUUUAGCCAUUAACUGGAAGGGGAUGUACUUCCUGGAUCAGAAGGAGAGGACACUGCUGGGGUUGUCCUUCGCAGAGGUCAUGGGUCUGAUCGCCAACAGGGACGCCCCAGGUGGGAAGAGUCUGCUUCUGUCCACACUGCAUGAAGAGUACGAGUUCGCCUCCCCCAGCAGCGUGGCCAUUGCAGAGAUGGUGGCCUUGUUCCUGGCAGGCUUGAAGGAGAGAUCUGUGUUCGCCAUGGCCCUGCAGGACAGGAAGGCCACAGAUGAUGUCACCCUUCUGCCCUUCAAGAAAGGGGACUUACUGAUCCUGACCAAGAAACAGGGACUGUUGGCCUCAGAGAACUGGGUCCUGGGCCAGAACGACAGAACCGGCAAGACAGGACUGGUGCCCACGGCCUGCCUCUACACCAUCCCCUCAGUCACCAAGCCCUCAGCCCAGCUGCUGAACUUGCUGGCCAUGUCGCCAGAGAAACGGAAGCUGGCAGCCCAGGAGGUGCAGGCUUCGGAGCCACCGCUAGAGGAGCAGCUCACAGAGUUACCGUACACCCUGGAGGAGUUCUCCUACCAGUAUUUCAGGGCUCCAGAGAAAGAGACCAUCAGCAGGGCGGCGAUGCCCAUGGCCCGAAGCCGAGGCCAUCUAUGGGCCUACUCUCCCGAGCCGCUGCGCCAGCCACUGCUCAAAUCUGUCCACGACAAAGCCAAGCUUCGAGAUUCAGCCUGCCAGAUCUUCCUUGCCAUCCUCAAGUACACAGGCGACUACCCAUCCCGGCAGUCCUGGCACAGCCUGGAGCUCACAGACCAGAUGUUCUCGCUAGCCCUGAAGGAGCCAGCCCUUCAGGACGAGCUCUACUGCCAAAUCCUGAAGCAGUUGACCCACAACUCCAUCAGGUUCAGUGAAGAGAGAGCCUGGCAGCUACUGUGGCUCUGCACAGGCCUCUUCCCACCUGGCAAGGCGCUGCUGCCCCAUGCCCAGAAGUUCAUAGACUCCCGGAAGAAGAAGCCACUAGCUCUCGACUGCAGCCGCAGGCUCCACAGGAUUCUAAGGGUGGGACCUCGGAAGCAGCCCCCACACCAUGUAGAGGUGAAGGCCGCUGAGCAGAAUGUCUCCAAACUACACCAUGAGGUCUACCUCCCCAAUGACACCAAUAAGACCUUGGAGGUGAGCAGCAGUAGCCGGGUGCGAGACCUAUGUGAGGGCAUCGCCACUAGGCUCCAGCUGGCCUCCUGGGAUGGCUGCAGCCUCUUCAUCAAGAUCACAGACAAGGUCAUCAGCCUGAAGGAAGGAGACUUCUUUUUUGACAGCUUGAGGCAGGUAUCUGACUGGGUGAAGAAGAACAGGCCCCAGAAAGAAGGGGCCUCCACGACACUCCCCUACCAGGUGUUCUUCAUGCGGAAACUGUGGCUCAAUGUGACCCCUGGGAAGGACGUGAAUGCAGACACCAUACUCCAUUACCACCAGGAGCUACCCAAGUACAUGCGUGGGUUUCACAAGUGCUCCCGGGAAGACGCCAUCUACCUGGCAGGCCUCAUCUAUAAAAUCCAGUUUGGCAGCGAUCGAUCUCAAAUGGCCAGUGUCUCGAAGAUCCUGAAGGAGCUGGUACCUCAGAACCUCACACGCCUGAUGUCCUCAGAGGAAUGGAAAAAGAGCCUCCUUCUGGAAUGUGACAAACACAAGAAUAAGUCAGUGGCCGAGGCCAAGGUGGAAUUCCUGAAGCGGAUCUACCGAUGGCCUACCUUUGGAUCUGCCUUCUUUGAGGUGAAGCAAACCUCUGAGCCUUCCUACCCAGACAUCCUCCUCAUUGCCAUCAACCGACAUGGGUUACUGCUCAUCCACCCCAAGACCAAGGAACUGCUGGACACCUUCCCUUUCACCAAGAUCUCCAGCUGGAGUAGCGGCAACACCUACUUCCAUAUGGCCUUGGGGAGCCUGGGCCAGGGCAGUCGUUUGCUGUGUGAGACCUCUCUGGGAUACAAGAUGGACGACCUGCUCACUUCAUACGUACAGCAGAUCCUGAGUGCAGUGAACAAACAUCGGGGCUUCAGGGCCAACCCCUAAGGGGUCCCAUCUGCACCCAUCUUCCAUGCCGGCCUUCUACCCACUUCUCAGCAUGCCUGACUGCCCCUCCUGGGCAGUCCCUGCAGAAGCCAACCAAGGUCUCAAGCCUCCUGGCAGGUGGUGGGCAGCUCCCUGAAUCUGCAAUAAAAAUCCACCGAGCAGGA